AUGCCAACCACCAGUGGAGUGACAACAACGAUCUGCCAAACCACCAGUGAGUACAACCAACGAUCUGCCCAACCAAGUGGAGUGACAACAACCACGAUCUGCAACACCAGUGAAGUGACAACCAACGAUCUGCAACCACCAGUGGAUGGAGUGACAACAACCAAUGAUCUGCCAACCACCAGUGGAGUGACAACAACCACGAUCUGCCAAACCACCAGUGAAGUGACAACCAACCGAUCUGCCAACCACCAGUGGAACAACCAGUUCUGCCAAACCACCAGUGUGGAGUGCCAAGACAACCCAACGAUCUGCCAACGCCAGUCUCAACGAUCUGCCAACCACCAGUGGAGUGACAAACAACCAACGAUCUACCAACCACCAGUGGAAGUGACAACAACGACGAUCUGCCAACUACCAGUGAGUGACAACCAACGAUCUGCCAACCACCAGUGGAGUGACAACAACCAACGAUCUGCCAACCACCCAAUGAAUGAAGUGACAACCACAUCUAAUGCUACUACAAUAUCUGCUAAAACUGCAUCAUCCAAUACUAGUACAUUCACUAAUCCUACAACAAUCACUGAAACCACGUUGUCUGCUAAUAAUGCUUCAUUUAAUACGUCUGUGGUAUCUGCUGCUGUGUCUGGGGAAAUUUCCGUGUUUCCUGGAAGUACAACAUCUAGUGAUUCUAUAGGCUACACUGUCAAUACAACAUCUAAUUCUAACACAACUUUCACCACCAUUGCAGCCUCUGAUAUUACUGCAAUACCUACGGUCUUCACAGCAUCCAGUAACAAUAUAGUAUCUCCUCCCACAACAGUACCCAGUGUUAAUACUGUAUCAUCUGCUACUACAGCCUUUACUGCUAUUGUAGUGCCUGCUGACACCAUAGCAUCUACUACUAUCUCAUCUUCUGAAUCUGCUGCUUCAUUUAAAGGCACUGCAUCAUGUGCUGACGCAACAAAUGCUACAGCCACUACAAUAAGCAAUGCUACUAUAGGGUCUAUUACUGUUCCUACAACAGUGUCAACUAGUACUACUAUAUCUAAUGCUACAGGAGCAUUAACUACUAAUGAAAGUACAGUGCCACCCAAAUCUACCAUAGCAGCUGAUAUUGCAUGGAGAACAUCUAACAGAACUACUGCAAAUCUAAUAUCAAGUGCUGCCAUCACCACAACAGACAAUGCUAUUUCAGCAUCUGCUGAUAUUACCAAGUCUAUUGCCAUUGCUGCUACCAUAUCUAUUGACACCACAUCUAAUACUACUCCAGAGACAAACAACGUUACAGCAUCUACUGCCCCUACAGUAUUCAAUUCUACUUGUCCUUCCAGAUCCACUGCUACUGCCAUUACGACAUCCAAUGAUACAGCAGUAUCUACUAACACUAUAGUAUCCAAUUCAACAUCUGCUACAACAAUCAGUUAUUCUGGACCUACUAAGUCUGCUUCCACUAUAACAUUCAGUGGUACUGGUACUUACAAGUUCUACUGUUACUUCGACAUUCAAUUCUACUGUAGCAUCUACCAAGUCUUCAGCACUUCAGUACAAACGAUCAGUGAUACAAUAUCGAUAUUACAAAACUACUGCACUAGCAAUCAUACUACAUCUACUAGCCCUCAAGCAUCCAAUACUACCGAAGUGUUUACAGCCACUGCAGUAUCAAGCUCUACUUUGACAUAUGUCACAUCCAGUACUAUAGCAACAUCUACUGACAUUACAGGAUCCAAUGCUACAUCUGACAGAACAGGAUUUAAUGCUACAUCUAUCACUGCAGCCUCCUAUGCUACAGCAAUAUCUGCUGAUUUUGGAGAAUCUAAUGUUAAAGCAGCAUCUACUAUUCUACAGUUUCCAGUUCUCAUCAAGUGCAACAGGAUUUACCACAGUUACUACUGCCUCUACUGUCAAAAUGACAAUGGCAUUUACUGCCACUACAGCUGCUGGCGCAGCUUAGCAUCUAAUGUUGCAUUCACCGACUCUAAAGCAACUACUGAAAAUACAGCAUCAAAUGUCAUUGCCGAUUUUACCGAAACUACAUCUGUAACUACUACCGAAUCUGUAAUUGUAGCAUUUGAUAUUACCACAGACUCUGUUGAAACUACAGCAUCCAAAAAUUUAACUGAUGGAGUGCUUGAUGCGGUUGAGCUAACCAUCAAUGAAACGUCUAAAAACAAUGAACUAUCUUCUGCAGCCGAUUCGACUACAUUUAGAGAAGCGAACAACACCGCUGAAGUCCCUCCUACAGAUCUGGCCGAACUUUCUAUAUAG
This is a messenger RNA of Penaeus vannamei (Pacific white shrimp), 2265 nucleotides long. The record is from RefSeq and is a predicted model, not a curated record. NCBI's taxonomy places the organism in Eukaryota, Metazoa, Arthropoda, Malacostraca, Decapoda, Penaeidae.